CUCCCCAUCACCGCUCAUGACCUCCUUCACCCCCAUGCCCGACCCCUCCCUCGUCGCGCCGCCCCCCUCGGGCAACGGCGAGGUACCCGGUUUCCCCAAGAAGCGCAAGCGAGGCGCAACGCGCCUGUCUUGCGCCGAAUGUCGAAGAUUGAAGCUACGCUGCGACCGCCAAAUCCCUUGCGGGUCUUGUAUAAAACGAGGCUGCUCCGCGAUCUGCCCGGAUGGCUCUUUGACCACAGGGAAAGGAAACCGUAGAUUCGUUCUUGCGUCUACCCAAGAGCUGCACGAGAAGGUCGCCGCCUUGUCAUCACGAAUACGCGACCUCGAGGAUGGCCUACGUACAUCACAUGCCCAACAGUCCCAAGAACCACAUCCGCUCCUCGCAGAUGACCUCCUCACGAUCAAAGCACCGAUUCAGCGUGAAGGCCUCGCGCAACUCGUCGCGGGCAACGGGCACCCUCAGGACGACCCAAGCGACAUAGUCGACAAUUUCGGGUCAUUGCAUAUCAGCGAUACGGGAAGAACGAGCUAUUUCGGGCAGGCGACCAGUUCCUGGUAUUUCCUGACGAACGAGAAUUCUCGAGAGCAGGAAUCGGACAACCGGAGAGAUAACCUUAGGCGGCUCCUUCCUCCAGAAAUUCUCGUUAUGGCGAGCGUGGUCCCCGUUGCGUCCCACCUUCCUCCAACACUAGAGUCGGAUUCGGGCCGACUCGAACAAUUGCGUUCACUCUUCUGGUAUCUCCCGCCGGCCGAUGAGGCCGCUGAAUUGCGCCAGAUCUAUUACCAACAUGCUGCCUGGAUGUAUAAUCCAGUGGACCCAGCGGCUUUCAACGAACAAGCCUUCAACGUCUUCUAUUCCGCUACCGCGCCACCACUCGAUGAUCCCUUGCUCUCCCACCAACUCGCGCUCCUGUUCAUGGUACUCGCCAUCGGCAGCUUGAUGGACUUGUCGCGUCCUGCAUACAACGUUGAGGCGGAGAAAUACCACCAACUGGCGCGCGCGGCUCUCUUCCAGAGUCCCGUGUUCGAGGAGCCGACUCUCAGCGGAGUACAGGCAUUGUAUCUGAUGGCUUUCUACCUCUUCCUCUGCGAGCGGCAUGGGACGGGCGUCGGUACCCGGUGGGCGUUCAUGGGUCUCGCCGUCAAGCUAAGCGUCAGCAUGGGACUGCAUCGUGAUGCGGGGCGGUGGAAUUUGGAGCCAGUGGAGAUCCAGCGGCGUCGGGAGACGUUCUGGGAGGUAUAUUCGUACGACUUGCUACAGUCGUACACACUCGGCCGCCCGCCAUCAUUCUCACUCGCGCACAUUGACUGCAAGAAGCCUCAGGCAGAGGAUCCGAACAACGAGUUGACAUUCCAUUGGUGGAAACACAAGUUUACGUCUGAGUGCAUGAACUCCGUCUACGACCAGGCGUUCGGUGCGAAGGUGCCGACGUACAGCACGGUGACUCAGCUGGAUCGCCGGCUGCGAUCGUUCCCCGUCCCCGCAUUGCUGCAGAUUGCGGGCUUCGGGACGACGGAGGCGCGUGCGAACAACUAUGCUGAUAGCAUUCCCCUCAUCCUCCAACGGCACACCGUCCUCGCCAUCAGGGAGUCGAAUCUCCUGUACAUGCACCGAGGGUUCUUUGCUCGCGCGAUCAACGACCACCCGAACGACCCACUCGGCAGUCCGUACGGGGGCUCGUUCAUCGCCGCAUACCGCAGCGCUGGCUCGCUAGUUGCCCUCGUCCGGAACAUACACUCGCAGCUGAAGGAACUGACCGAACGGAUGUGGUUCCUCUGGACACAUCUGUUCUCAUGUACGAUCAUACUGGGUUCGAUCGUGACCCGCUGUCCGUCAAUGAGUCUCGCACCGUCCGCGCUUGUGCAGCUUGACUCAGCAUGCGAGCUCUUCGCAAAAGCGGCUCACUUCUUUAAAGCAGAGAAGGUCCUGGACAUCAUGAGGAACCUGCAGGCGAAGGCCCAUGCAAGCCUCGCUACGUAUCGCAACUCCCCGCCCCAAGUCAAGUCGUCACCCACAGAAUCCUCAUCGCCGGCGGACGUGCAGACGAGCGAGCUGAACAUCCUCGGCGGUCGUACACGACUUGUCGCACCCAAGGAGAAGUCGAUGUCCCCGCAACUGAUGGACAGGUCUCCGACGUCCCUCAAUCCGAUCGUCCCACUCCCGCUCAAGCAGACGGAUUGGCAGGAGGAUAUGCACCCGAGUGUGUUGCAGUACCUGCGCACGUUCGUGCCGACCCCGGCACCGGCCCAACAGGUGGGAGGAUGGACGAAUGACCAGCCGAUGGCUGGGCCUUCCAACGUCGGGAUGCACCAUAUGCACAACCAGCAGUCUUCGUCGUUUGACCAACAUCAACAGCAGCACCCGGACCUCUCUCCUAUCAGCACGACCUUCGGCCAGCCCACCGAUAUGUAUCAACAGCAACAACAGCAGCAACAGCAGUCAAUGGGUAUGCUGAUGGAGGGCAUGGUGCCCAGCUUCCCUCAGUACUUCCCCGUGUUCGACUACGGUCUCGCCGGAGAUCCGAACUCCGCGUACGUCUCGUCACCGAGCAACUCGCUGGACGGCGGAGACCCAAGGUCAUACUCGCCCGAAAGCGCGCCGAGCCUGCAGACGACUUGGCAGGACUUUGUAGCGCAGAUGGGAGGGGCGGUAUGAAAAUGGGCGGAUUGUGCUUGUCAGAAGACGCUUUCCGCCACUCGUCGUGUUGUGUCCGAUUCUCUGUUGUCUUGCUCUCUCGCAUGUGUUACGGUUCCUUGGGUUCUUGUAGGCUGUCUUACCGCAUUGUAUUAUAAGUAGUCAAGUUAAUACCCCGGAUGUCUCGAAUGAGAGUCUGCUUCAAGAUGAC
Messenger RNA from Fomitopsis serialis, 2846 nucleotides. Its product is annotated as fungal-specific transcription factor domain-containing protein. Gene Ontology annotation, biological process: regulation of DNA-templated transcription; DNA-templated transcription. The coding region runs from base 17 to 2656 and encodes 879 amino acids. The record is from RefSeq and is a predicted model, not a curated record. NCBI's taxonomy places the organism in Eukaryota, Fungi, Basidiomycota, Agaricomycetes, Polyporales, Fomitopsidaceae. The transcript is spliced from 15 exons. Gene Ontology annotation, molecular function: zinc ion binding; DNA binding; DNA-binding transcription factor activity, RNA polymerase II-specific.